AAUCUAAAUCAAAUUAGCGAAAAGUAUUCAAUCGUCCCAACAUGUCUACACGACCUGAAGACUUGUUUAAAAGGGUUAGAUCUCAGCUGGAUGAAGAGGAUGAAGAACCAGAAAUCAUUCAAGCUAGGCAAAAAGGCAUUCCUUCCCCCUCUAAGUUGGCUAUCUGUGGACUUGCCGGAAUUGUGUUUGGCAUUUCUAUUGAGAAAGGAAGAGUAUUUGAACCACACAUAAUAAGGGAGCAAAUGCUGUUUACUAAUUUUACAAUGCUGAAAAUGUUUUUGUCAGCCUCUGCCACAGGUAUGCUGGUGUUUUCUGUUUUGAUGAUGAUUCCUGCGACUUCACGGAAAAUGGAUCAAGCUAUAAAAGAGUUUUUUUCAUGCUUUUCUUCAAAGGGUGUUUUGGCAGCGGGUUUGGGAGGUGCUAUGUUGGGCUGUGGCAUGACUUUAGCUGGAGCGUGUCCUGGAAUGGUUUUGGCUCAAGUGGGAGCUAGUGUACCUGAUGCAAUCCUUACAAUGGUAGGAGGAUUAAUUGGAGUAUAUGUAUAUGCAUUGACAAAUCCUAUUGUUUUAAAACUUUUCACACCCACCAGAAGAUACAGAUACAACAGUGUUGAUGAAUACUUAGGAACUCCAUUUUUUAUUAUAGCUUGUCCUCUAGCUGCAAUGCUGGGUCUAGCAGUAUUUGCUUUUGAAGUAGUCUUUCCUUGGUACACUCAGGUUGAACUUUCUGGUAGUGGAGUUUUAGGAUCUCGGGCAUGGCCUCCAUAUGUAGCUGGCAUCCUAAUUGGACUGCUUCAACUCCCUGUUGUUUUAACUGUGGAAGAUACAUUAGGUUCAGGUACAAGUUAUACAACAUUGGCAUCUCAGAUCCUUAUCAUCAGACCUCUACAGUCUGUAUUUGCAUACCUGAAGAAGUAUACCUCAGGUGUAGGGAACUGGUGGCAGGUGUUUUAUGUUUUUGGCGCUAUUUUGGGUGCCAGGAUUUCCGCCUCUGCAUCAGGUACAAUAGGAAGUGUAGAGGGUGUUGGACCUUGGUAUAGUUUGACAGGAGGUUUUCUAAUGUUGUAUGGCUCAAGGUUGGCCGGUGGUUGCACAAGUGGCCACGGUUUGUCAGGUAUGGGACUACUAGCUCUGCUGUCUUUUGUAGCAGUACCAACGAUGUUUGCUGGAGGCAUUUCAGUGGCUUUCCUCAUGAAAUAUGGAAUAGGUGUCAAAAUGUGAAACUAUUUCCAAAAUGUAUGGAAAUAUUUAGUUAACUGCAUCCAAAAUGAUGUGUAAAAAUGUUUCCAUAUUAUUAUACAUAUCAAUAAAUUAAUGAACAUGUGAACAAAUAUUUAUUCCACUGUUUACAUGUAUGAUGGUACCAAAUUUUAACCAAAGUCAUGACCUAAUUUCCCACUUGGCUAAGAUACAGCUGACUGCAGGCCAUUGGUAUAAAAUUAGUUUUAGAUAAACUUAAGAAAACUGUUUUACAUAUCUGCAUUCUAUAAACAAAGCAGUUGAUUUUCAUUUCCUAAUCCUAGUCUCAUAAGUAAAGAACUAAAUGUAUAAAUCCCAUUAGAAAAUUUAAAUUUAGCUUUGUGUCCUUCUGUUCUUGUGCUGUUAAGUACAAAUCUGUAAAUUUAUUUCAAAUUGUAAGAUGUGAUUGAAAUAUUUUCUAAGUUAAAACAAGAAAUCCACUGUCAUUUUCAUAAUUUUGUUAUGGAAUGAUAAAAACCUACUGAAUUUUGGUUAAACAUUUUUUAUACCAUGGUGGUAUCUUUUCUGGUUUCUUGUUAUUCAUGACCCUAUCAGUGAACAAAGUGGCUAAAUCUACUAUGAUUGCUAAUAGAAUAUACCAUGUUAGAUUGUCAUGACUAAAAGAUCAUCACUUUUCAAAAAAUUUUGCAAAAUCUUGCCGGUUCUACACAGGAAUAUUGGCUAUAUGAAUGAUGUGGUAUGAGGAACCCAGCGAAUAUUAGCAGCACAAUUUUAUUUUUAUGUUGUGUAUAAUUUAUUUCAACAAAGUUCUUAUAUUGUAAGUCUUUUUUUUUUAUUAUUGAAGAAUUUAUGUGAAAUGAUUGAUACCUAAAACUCUUAUCAACCAUUUCAAAAUGGUUGUUUUGUUUGACAACUGAUUUGUUACUUUCAGAAUUAUUUUCAGUAAAGGACUAAAUGCUUAGUGUACAGUCAUAAAAUAUUUCUAUUGUGCCAGUGUACUUAGUUAUACAGACUAAAAACUGUGAUUUGUUAUAUUUUCAAUUCCAUUUUCCUUAGCAUCUCAGGUUUUAACUGUUGUAUUUAUAAGUUUUCAUAUUAUGA
Physella acuta is the source of this 2300-nucleotide messenger RNA. RefSeq names its product UPF0394 inner membrane protein YeeE-like. Lineage: Eukaryota; Metazoa; Mollusca; Gastropoda; Physidae. The record is from RefSeq and is a predicted model, not a curated record. Gene Ontology annotation, cellular component: plasma membrane.